Panicum virgatum (switchgrass) is the source of this 1081-nucleotide messenger RNA. Its product is annotated as heavy metal-associated isoprenylated plant protein 23-like. Gene Ontology annotation, molecular function: metal ion binding. The transcript is spliced from 3 exons. Bases 392 to 826 code for a protein of 144 amino acids. The record is from RefSeq and is a predicted model, not a curated record. NCBI's taxonomy places the organism in Eukaryota, Viridiplantae, Streptophyta, Magnoliopsida, Poales, Poaceae.
AUUACUGAAAUCUAAGCAGCGAAGAAUGUAGAAGGAUGCCUUUGGACAGAUUAGCAGAUUAGCACAGGAAUAAGUAUACGAUAGAGUAGCAUCCUUUAUCGAAAUGGUCAGUCAUGUAUGCCUUUAUUUGUGAGCUUAUUAGGGAUCCAUUUCUCCUUCUGAAAGCGAAAAAGCCCAUUGCGUAUUUAGAACAAUCUUGUCUGUUUUGUGAGCAGUACUGUAGCAGCAGCCAAGGAAGGAAGAAUGGCGCAUCUUGGCAUCUCUAGAUGGAAAGCUAUCUCCCGUCAACUACCUAUAACUCAUAGAGAGCUUUGCUUGGCCAUUUCGAGGGAGGAGGAGGAUUAGUGCAAGUGAUCUUCUUCUAACUAGGUUGAGUUAAUUGGAGGGCGCCAUGGGAGCCGUGAUGUCGGCGCUGGCGGGAGCCAGCAGGGAGAGGCAGAGCAGGAGGAGGAAGCAGUUCCACACGGUGGAGCUGAAGGUGAGGAUGGACUGUGACGGCUGCGAGCUCAAGGUCAGGAACACUCUUGCCAGAAUGAGAGGGGUGGAGUCGGUGGAGAUCAACCGGAAGCAGCAGAAGGUGACGGUGCAGGGGUUCGUGGAGCCGCAGCGGGUGCUCCGGCGAGCCCAGUCCACGGGGAAGCGCGUCGAGCUGUGGCCCUACGUGCCCUACACCAACCCCUACGUCGCGCCGCCGGUGUACGACAAGAGGGCGCCGGCGGGCCACGUCCGCCGGGUGGACGCCCUCAUCGCCCCCGCCGCCGGCCGCGAGGAGGACCUCGCCACCAUCUUCAGCGACGACAACCUCAACGGCUGCUCCGUCAUGUGAUGCUGUAGCUCAUCGAUCACAGAAGCGACCCCAGAUUUGAGUGAGCACGCUAUGCGUGUUUGUACGCGCGCGGUACCGUAGGUUUUUGCAAGAGCUAGCAUGCCCUUUGUUUGGAUGAAGAAACUACUUUCUACUAGCUAGUAAUUGGUACAGUAUUUACCAAGAGAUGAGCAAGAUAAAAAAGAGAUGGGCACGAUCACCAUUGAGAAAUUACGAACGGAGUUAAUUGAUUGAUGAGGGCCUUUUGUAGCUUUA